AUGGAGACGAAGAUAGAUGGGUUCGUGCGACAAUUUAUGCGAGAGAAGGAAAUCUGCAAGCCAAACAUCUCGGAACUUCGCAGUAAGCUACAGAAACCACUGAGGCCGAUCUGGGCGACACAACUAUCAUCUCUUCCGGACUCAGCCCCUUCUUUUCCGGACUUUCAUCCCAUCGUGCUCUGCACAGCUUCACGACGUGUGCGCGGUGCCGAGGCAUCAGAGAGCGGGUACAUCCAGGGUGCUGCUGACGACCACGAAGCAUGGUCGCACGGGCUGACUCCGACACUGUUCUGGAAGCAUAAAGAUGUUUUGAUGAAAACGAGUGAGGAAGACGUGCCUGCCCUGAUCGAAAGACUACUCAAAGGAGAGGGGGGUAGCAGUGCAGUCGCAAGUUUGAUCAAGCCGACAUCGAAACUGCACAUCUCAGCUAGUGACCAGAUGAACCUUGCGGGUUUCGAGGUGGUGGUAAGCUGCACACCGGAGCCGUUCGCCACCUCAAGGCUCAAGGAAGCUGGAGUCAAGCGCUAUCUCCAUCUCAAAUGUCAAGUAGGCAAACUAGGAUCGCGUGAUCUGCGUACUCAGCUGCCUCAGCUUCUACAAUUUUUCUCGUCAUUUGAAACACCGACGACCGGAAACAUCCUUGUAUGCUGUCCAACAGGCAAAGAUCUUUCUGUUGGUACAGCUCUGGCCGUAUUAUGUCUUUACACCAAUGAAGACGGAAAGAUAGAUACAAGCAAGUCAAGAGAAGCAAAGGAUAUCGGAAAAGUCUUUAUCAAGCAAAGACUGAGCUGGAUAACGACAAGCAACCCAGCGCUGAACCCGAGUCGUACUACACUCCAAAGUGUCAAUGCCGUUUUACUAGAGAGCCAAGAUCCAAAGGCCUACUCGCAGACCAAGAAUAAUGGCAUAGGUAAUGGUAGCUUUACUACAUCAAUACCAAUCAGAGAAACGAGGCAAUUACCACAACAACGAGAAGAUUUACAAACAGGAGAGGAAUCUCGAAACGAAAAGCCACAACAAAACUCGUCUUCAAUAGCCAAAAACAUCUUCGAGAGCCUGCGUAACUCGGCAAACACAUCAUGGAAUUUUCAACGCACGCUGCGCUCCUCAUUACCCACACAUCCUCCUGGCACCGUGGAAGGCAUAGCGACAUUCACGCCCUGCAACCUACCGGAUAACUCUCCACCAACGCUUCUUUACGCCGAAGAAGGUGAUUUCGUCACCGACACGGGGCUGAAGUUCACUGCGCGGAGGAAAUACGUUUAUCAACUCAAACCUAAGAAUGAUGAUACUGGGGGAGAAUACAUCGCAGUCCGCUUCUUCAACGACGAAAAGAUGCCACGAGCGGAGAUUGAAGAUGGUGUUGGAAAGGGUGGUGAAGGAAUAGGCGGGUUAUUUGUAGAGAUGGGUGACCUUGAGGCGGAUGGGCGUGAAAUGAAGGCGAAGAAUAAGGAAACACAUCUCUGUGCCAAGGACCUGUAUACGGCGAGUUGGAGGUUUGGCGAGGGUCUUGUUACAGGGGGCGCACAAGACAUUUGGUGGGAGGUACGCUAUGAUGUUAAAGGGCCCCAGAAGGACUACGUGGGCACUACGCGAUAUACUCUUGUUUGA
Messenger RNA from Alternaria arborescens, 1611 nucleotides. RefSeq lists its product as hypothetical. Gene Ontology annotation, molecular function: tRNA adenosine(64)-2'-O-ribosylphosphate transferase activity. The transcript is spliced from 2 exons. Bases 1 to 1611 code for a protein of 536 amino acids. Gene Ontology annotation, cellular component: cytoplasm. NCBI's taxonomy places the organism in Eukaryota, Fungi, Ascomycota, Dothideomycetes, Pleosporales, Pleosporaceae. The record is from RefSeq and is a predicted model, not a curated record. Gene Ontology annotation, biological process: charged-tRNA amino acid modification.